GAGUACACUUGCCCGAGAUGCGAGUCUGGCUUUAUCGAAGAAGUCACAGAUGAUUCCAGUUUUCUAGAUGGCAGCGGCAUAGACGACAGCCCAUCCACACAGUUCGCAGAGCUUUGGGACCAUUUGGACCACACAAUGUUCUUUCCUGACUUCAGACCCUUCCUGAGUAGCAGCUCACUGGAUCAAGACAGCAGGGACAACGAGAGGGGCCACCAAGCCCACGCCGACCUCUGGGGACCAAGCCGACCCCCCCGAUUGCCCAUGACGCGGAGGUACAGAUCCCGGGGCAGCUCCCGCCCCGACAGGUCUCCCGCUAUCGAAGGAAUAAUACAGCAGAUCUUUGCGGGGUUUUUUGCAAACUCAGCGGUUCCUGGCUCACAACACCCUUUUUCCUGGAGUGGGAUGCUGCACUCGAAUCCUGGGGACUAUGCCUGGGGACAGAGCGGCCUGGAUGCUAUUGUCACCCAG
Messenger RNA from Balearica regulorum gibbericeps (East African grey crowned-crane), 468 nucleotides. NCBI's taxonomy places the organism in Eukaryota, Metazoa, Chordata, Aves, Gruiformes, Gruidae. The record is from RefSeq and is a predicted model, not a curated record.